Messenger RNA from Sus scrofa (pig), 2994 nucleotides. NCBI's taxonomy places the organism in Eukaryota, Metazoa, Chordata, Mammalia, Artiodactyla, Suidae. The record is from RefSeq and is a predicted model, not a curated record.
ACACUCGCAGGCACGCGCACGCGCGCGCACACACACACUCGCAGGCACGCGCGGGCGCACACACUCGCAGGCACGCGCGCGCCUGCACACACACACUCGCAGGCACGCACACGCACUGCAGCCCUCAAACCAAAUCCUGCCUGUUAAAAACUUCUCCCCCACUGCUGGGAGCCGAAUUUCGAGAAAGGAAUCUGCCUGAUGACAAAGUCCGGGGGAUUCUGAAGAAGUCUGCAAAGCAGCAGGUGCCUUUUUCUGUCUUUACACUUAAACUGUAACCCUGGAGCAGUCACGAGAUAUUGAUCUUCUUCGCCGAUGUAAGUUGUAGGUUCUUUCCCUGUAUAAGCUGCUGCUGUUCAUCCUUGCACUGGAGACCGCUUGAGCGCUGCUCCAGAGGGUGUGCGAUUCCGCUCUUCCUGCGCCCGCCGCCCCUCCUCUUCGGGAAACCCCCUGACCGCCGGGGCGGGACCCCGGGACCCCAGCGCCCCAAACCCUCUGGGAACUCAGGGCUUUGCACACACGCCACCUGUCUCCUGGAAUGGCCUGCAGUAAAACUUUCUCUGCUCCAAAGGGUGACGUUUUGUUUGCUUGGCCUCACUGCGCCUUGGGCAGGGUUUCCGUACCAAGACCCUCGGGGGAGUGGGGUAGGGGGUGGCGGCCCUGCCCUGCGGCUCUGGGUGGCCCAUCCAGGAGGGGCCCAGCCCUCGCCCCCCAGGGCGGCCACUUCAAGCGGGGAGGAUCUGCCGCUGGAAUGGUUAACCCAGGACGCCUCCGCAGCCAAUCACAGGGCCCCGCGGGCAAGGCCCGGAGGGCGCCUGGCCGGGCCCAGCCCCAGUCCGGCACCGGGCAGCCCAUGCAGCCUGCAGCCAUCCUGGCGCGUGCCACCUCCCCAGAGCGCGCAGCCCCCGGGGGCCGCAGCAUGGCUGGCCUGGCCCGGCUGGGGCUGCUGCUGGCUGUGCUGCUGGCCUCCGCAACGGCGACCCAACCGGCCCGGCUGCUGACCUUGCUGUCCUCAGGCCAAGGCGUUCUGGACCGCGUGGCGCUGGGCGGCCUGUUAAAUACACUGGCGGCCCGUGUGCACUGCGCCACCGGGCCGUGUGGAAAGUGCCUGUCGGUGGACGACGCCCUGGCCCUGGGCAGGCCUGAGAAGCCAGGACUCCCCUCCAGCCCAGUGCUGGAGCCCAGGCACAUCGCCCGCCUGAGCGCUGCCUCUGCCCUUUACCUCAGCGACCCCGAGGGCACAUGCACAGACGUGCGUGCUGGCCGCUGGGCCUCACGAGCCGACCACCUCCUGGCCCAGCUCCAGAGCCCAGAGGCCCUGACCCUGGGUCUGACCAGGUUGCUGCAGAGGAUUCAGUCCCAGGCUGUCGGCUGGUCCCCUUCAGAGGGGGCCUGUGUGGACCUGCCUCAGCUGCUGGAGGAGGCGGCCAGGGCGGGGGCUCCUGGCAGCCCCGGCCCGGUGCUCGCUGCUCUGCUGGACCAUGCCAGGAGCGGCUCCUGCUUCCGUGCCCUGCCGACCCCUCAGUACUUCGUGGACUUUGUGUUCCGGGAGCACAGUGGCGAGACUCCCAACAUCACACUGGCUGAGCUGGCAGCCCUGAUGCAGCGCCUGGGCGUGGGCGGAGUGAGCGAGCCCCAUGGUGACCACAGCGAGCAGGGUCAUCUGGGAAAGGAAGCCAGCCAGCCUGGCCCCGUGCCCCCUGCCAGCCCCAACAGCAGCUCCAGCGUGUGGGACACGAUGUGCCUGAGUGCCGGAGACGUGAUGGCUGUGUAUGGGCUGUCUGAGCAGGCUGGGGUGACCCCGGAGGCCUGGGCCCAGCUGAGCCCUGCCCUGCUCCAGCAACAGCUGAGUGGGGCCUGCAGCCCCCAACCCAUGCACCCCACCCAGGACCAGCUCAGCCAGUCAGAGAGGUACCUGUACGGCUCACUGGCCACACUGCUCAUCUGCCUCUGCUCCAUCUUUGGGCUCUUGCUCCUUGCCUGUGCCAGCUGCAGUGCUGCUACCCACUACGUCAUCCAGACCUUCCUGGGCAUGGCUGUGGGCGCACUCACAGGCGAUGCUCUCCUGCACCUGACGCCUAAGGUGCUGGGGCUGCACACACAUGAUGGGGAGGUCGACCUGCUGCCCACCUGGCGCCUCCUGGCUGUGCUGGGAGGCCUCUAUGCCUUCUUCCUGUUCGAGAGCCUUUUCAACCUCUUGCUGCCAGCAGACCCAGAGGACCCAAAGGACAGGCCCUGCAGCCACGGCCACAGCCACAGUGGCCAUAGCCACGGCGUGUCCAUGCAACUAGCGCCCAGUGAUCUCCGGCCGCCCAAGCAGCACGAGGGCUCCCGCGCAGACCUGGUGGAAGAAGAGAGCCCGGAGCUGCUGAACCCGGAGCCCCGGAGACUGCGCCCGGAGCUGAGACUGCUGCCCUACGUGAUCACGCUGGGCGACGCCGUGCACAACUUCGCUGAUGGUCUGGCCGUGGGCGCCGCCUUCCUGUCCUCCUGGAAGACGGGGCUGGCUACCUCUCUGGCCGUCUUCUGCCACGAGGUGCCGCACGAGCUGGGGGACUUCGCGGCCCUGCUGCACGCGGGGCUGUCGGUGCGCCGCGCGAUGCUGCUGAACUUGGCAUCUGGGCUCACGGCCUUCAUCGGCCUCUACGUGGCGCUCGCAGCCGGCGUCGGCGAAGACGGCGAGACCUGGAUCCUGGCAGUAGCCACAGGCCUCUUUCUCUACGUGGCGCUCUGUGACAUGCUCCCGGCCAUGCUGAACGUGCGGGACAGGCGGCCCUGGCUCCUGUUCCUGCUGCACAACGCGGGCCUGCUGGGCGGCUGGACCGUCCUGCUGCUGCUGUCUCUGUAUGAGGAUAAUAUCACCCUCUGAUGGCCUCUGCCCCACUCUCAGCCCUCGACCCUGGCUCCUGGCCCUGAGCUAGCUCAGCGCCAGGCCUUCGUGAGCCUCCCUCCCCAGGCCCUAGUACCAGCUUCAAUAAAGACAUCCUUGUCCCUGGU